CCGCAGGCAUUCGCUCGCAGCCAACCGGCAAAUCCCACACAGAAAUAUUUAACAUGUUAUAAUGGUGAUUUGGCAACAAAAACAAGUGACAGUAGACAGUUGGAAGGAUAUUUACAGGAUGAAGAGGGGAUUAGAGGAAGAGAUCCACGGGACACACAGCGGCCUUUAGUGGCCCCUGGAGGCCUGGGGCCUCCAAGUCAUUUCCUGCUUGUCCUGGCAGACGAUCCAGCUUUGUGUGUCUGAAUAACUCUGCAUUUUGAGAUUUGAGGCGUUACUGCCACACAGUGGACACUUGUCCAAAGACUCCAUAAUAAAACUGUAAUACAGUGUGGGAUCAAUAGUCUUGUUGUUUGUUUUGCUUUCACACCUCAAGUAUUCAACCAUCUUUAAAAAAAUUACAUGUAUUUAGACAUUUCUAUUUGCCAUCUGUCUGCCCACUCCUCACUGUAUUCAUGCUGCGAGGCUGCAGUUCAUGUACUACUUCUACUACUACUACUACUACUACGGCAUCUUACUUCAUCUAUUCCAUAAGAGCAGCAUGCUGCUGUCCAUCCUUCGCUGACUCCCGAUGGGCAGGUUGUCCUCCAGAGUCACGUGGUCACGCGGGAGCAUCCUUUGCACAAACCGCCACGGCUGCGAGGCGCGUCUUCGCUCCGUGGGUUACUGCGUGGACCGAUCCCGCCUCCUUGUUUCGGUUUCGGUCCCCUCACCUCUCCUCCACGCCGCUGGACUGCCCUCGGAAAUCGCAGGUUAUGCCACCCCAAAGCCUUCCUGGAUCCCCGGCCGUGAAAGAGAAGGGCUGAUCCCUGCCCCCCCCCCCCCAGGCUCUCGCUGCUCUGCACCCAUCUCCCCCUCCUUCCCGCUCUGGCCUUUUCCCCUCUCCAACAGCACUGACCCCACCCGACCCCCACCCACACCUGUAAGACUGUCCGUCCUGACACAUCCCUCCCCGGAGCAACUCCGUACUCAGUGUCUUCCUUCAGUGAAACUGCAGCCACACUCUCUACUCCUCAGGCCGGGCCCCAUGGCUACAGGAGGUCAGGCCCCAGAGGUAGAUGUGGUGGACAACCUGCAACAGGUAAAGGUGGAGGAGGAAGGUGAUGAAGGAUCAGCAGAGGAAGCGGAAGGAGAAGAGGAGGAGGAAAACUGGGAGAAAGCCUUGUCUGUGGAGCGCUUUGGAGACAUCAUCAGUGAUUGUGCUUCCACCACUGGAGACCGGAUGGGCCGCCACUACACCGAGAAAGACUUUGAAAAUCACAGACACACUUUUCACCACACGCACCACCCCUUAUCCACCCACCUGCCCCUGCCCCAGCGACUACGCAAGAGGGUGCACAGCAUGGACAGAAGGCGCAAAAAGAAACGGAAGAAAAAAAAGACCUCUCUGCCCCCCUCCGACGUUACGCCCACCAUCCACGAGGUAGACGAGGAAGAGGCCGAGUCUGACGGACCCGGAGUGGCUGCCACACCCACGGAGCUACCUGAUACCCAGCCACAGUUUAGUUUGGGGAGCCAAGAGGACUCUGAGGAACCGCUUCCCCACGCCGCCUUCCACACGGAAAACGAAGCGCAUCCAUUGUCCAGGAAAACCUCAUCGAUUCUGAUACAGAAGGAGGCUCAUGAUGUGGGAAAUGCACCCAAUGAGCAAGUGGAUGGAGAGGAACGUGAAGCUGGCAAUAGUGUGCCCCAAGGAUCAGAUCCUGUAAGCUCUACCACAAACCGCACCUGGCUCCGGAGGAAGCCCGUCCACCAUCGUCUGGUGGGCGCCCAGCGCAGCAACUAUGACCUGCGGGAGCGGAUCUGCAUCGGCAGCAUGACUGCUCUGGAGACGGCGGUCUACCAGCAGGUGCCCACCGAUGAGGCCGAGGCCCAGAUGCUGGCCAGCGCCGACCUGGAUGACAUGAAAAGUCACCGAUUUGAAGACAACCCCGGGGUGAGACGCCACCUGGUGAAGAAGUCAUCGCGGUGCCUGGUGACCCGAUCCAACAGUUCCACACCCCUAAGCAGCCUGAAAAAGAAGAAGAGAGCCGCGGAGAAGAAAACCCACGAGUUGUUUGUGGAGCUGAAUGAGCUGAUUGUGGACAAGGACCAUGACAUGCGUUGGAAGGAGCGGGCCCGCUGGAUCAAGUUUGAGGAGGACGUGGAGGAGGAGACGGACCGCUGGGGCAAACCCCACGUGGCUUCUCUCUCCUUCCGCAGCUUGCUGGAGCUUCGGCGCACCAUCACGCACGGGGCCGUCCUUUUGGACCUGGAGCAGAACACUCUGCCCGGCAUCGUCCAUCUUGUGGUGGAGACGAUGAUCAUUUCUGACCAGAUCCGAGCUGAGGACAGACCCGGAGUUCUCCGGGCCCUGCUUCUCAAACACAGCCACCCGAGUGAUCUGAAACACCGUUUCCUGCGCCACCACUCAUCCAGCAGUCUUCACGGCAGCUUCAAUCUCAACAACGUCCAGGAAACCAGUCUGCCACUGGUGGCUGAAGAGCAGGAGGAGCACCAAGAUGUCAAAGGGGGGGUGUACGACCCAAAACAAGACGUGUUCGUCAGCCUGUUUAAAAACCUCCACCCGUUGCCCCCUGAGAGCCAUCCGGCUGCGGCCAGAUCGAUGAAACUCCUCGCCAAGAUUCCCAAAGACGCCGAAGCUGUCAUUGUUUUAGUUGGCUCUGUGGACUUCCUGGAGCAGCCCGCCAUGGCCUUUGUCCGGCUGAACGAGGCAGUCCUUCUGGAGUCCGUGCUCGAGGUCCCCGUCCCUGUCCGCUUUAUUUUCGUCCUGCUUGGUCCAAGUCAGUCCAACUUGGACUAUCAUGAGAUCGGACGCUCCUUCUCCACUCUCAUGUCCGACAAGAACUUCCAUGAGGUGGCCUAUUUUGCAGAUGACAGACAGGACCUCCUGAAUGGAAUCAAUGAAUUCUUGGACUGUAGCAUCGUCAUCCCACCCUCGGAUGUGGAGGGUAAAGACCUCCUGAAGACUGUGGCUGACUUCCAGAAGCAGAUGCUGCGCAAGAGGAAGGAAAGAGAAGUCAAGAAGCAUCACUCCUCGUGUGGAAUGGAGCUCAACAACAAAGAGGUGAUUGCAGAGGAGGAGGAGGAGGAGGGGGACCAGGAGGUGGACCCACUAAAGCGCUCAGGGGUCCCGUUCGGAGGCCUGAUCCACGACAUCCGCCGGCGUUACCCACUAAAUGUCAGCGACCUGAAGGACGCCGUGGACAUGCAGUGCAUCGCUGCCGUGAUCUUCAUCUACUUUGCUGCACUGUCGCCCACGAUUACCUUUGGAGGCCUGCUGGGAGAAAAAACACAGGGAAUGAUGGGAGUGACUGAGCUCAUCGUGUCAACGGCAACUCUGGGAAUUAUAUUCUCGCUUCUUGGAGGUCAGCCUCUCCUCAUCAUAGGCUUCUCAGGACCAUUACUGGUUUUUGAAGAAGCCUACUACAAGUUCUGUCAGGCCCAAAACAUCGAGUACCUAACUGGCCGUGUGUGGAUCGGUUUCUGGCUCAUCUUCAUUGUGCUGCUGAUUGUGGCAGCGGAGGGAAGCUUCCUUGUUCGUUACAUCUCACCGUUUACACAGGAGAUUUUCGCUUUCCUCAUCUCUCUUAUCUUCAUCUAUGAGACUUUCUCCAAACUCUUCAAGGUCUUUAAGGAGCAUCCUCUGCUGGCAACGUAUCCCAUUGAUUUAACUGGGACUGGGAAUCACGAGGUUGACGCCCCAAUCUACAACCAGCCCAACACGGCUCUUCUGUCUCUGGUUCUCAUGAUAGGCACUUUCUUUGUUGCUUUCUUCCUCAGAAAGCUCCGAAACAGUCGUUUCUUGGGUGGCAAGGCCAGAAGAAUCAUUGGUGACUUUGGCAUCCCCAUCUCAAUUUUAGUUUCAGUGUUGGUGGAUUACUCCGUGUCUGACACUUACACACAGAAACUCAAUGUGCCGUCGGGCUUCUCAGUCACCUCCCCGGAUAAGAGGGGCUGGCUCAUCAGUCCCUUUGGGGACAAGAAACCGUUCCCUACCUGGAUGAUGGGAGCAUCCGUUGUACCUGCCAUUCUUGUCUUCAUUCUGAUUUUCAUGGAAACCCAGAUCACUUCCUUAAUAGUCUCUAAGAAGGAGCGUCGCCUCGUCAAAGGCUCAGGCUUCCACCUGGACCUCCUUCUCAUCGUCAUUCUGGGGUCCAUCUGUCCUCUUUUCGGCCUGCCGUGGCUCACCGCGGCCACAGUGCGCUCCGUCACUCACGUCAACGCCCUCACAGUCAUGAGCAAAGCCACGGCGCCGGGCGAAAAGCCCGAGAUCCAGGAGGUGAAGGAACAGAGAAUGACGGGGCUUCUGGUGGCGGUUCUUGUCGGUAUGUCCAUCGUGAUGACAGACGUGCUCCGCCUCAUCCCUCUGGCUGUGCUCUUUGGCAUCUUCCUGUACAUGGGGGUCACCUCCCUGACGGGCAUCCAACUGUAUGAACGCAUCACCCUCAUGGUCACGCCCGCCAAGCACCACCCUGACCACAUAUACGUAACCAAGGUGAAGACGUGGCGAAUGAACAUGUUCACCAUCAUCCAGCUGGCAUGCAUCGUGGCCCUGUGGGUGGUGAAGUCCACGGAAGCCUCCCUGGCGUUCCCCUUCGUCCUCAUCAUGACGGUGCCGCUUCGCCGCCUCAUCCUCUCCAGGAUCUUCGAGGAGCGCGAGCUGCAGGCGCUGGAUUGUGACGAGGAUUCUCCCAACUUCGAUGAAGAUGGCCGAGACGAGUACAACGAGAUUCACAUGCUUGUGUGAAUAUGAAAUUGGGCAGGUGUGGGUUCCUCCGGCUCCGACCAAUCAGAUCAAGCCUCUCCAGAAACCUCAGUGUCUGCGUAGUGGUGACAGAAGCCAGAGGAGCAGCAGUAAUGGUGUUUGUAUCGUAAAAUAUACAAAAGCUACAGCUGGAUGUUUGUCUCUUACCUUCUCCUUUCUAUCUGUGGAACAGAGCAAAUCUAGCAAAGAAAUGUCAUUUACAUCAACACUUAUGUAACUUUUCAUCCUGUCUAUCCCUUUAAUUACUCUGCAGGUUAUGGGAAUAAGUGCAAUGAUGAUGAACAUGUAGGGCUAAAACAGACUGGAUCACUUUAACUUGUUUUUGAGCAGAAAGGCUUGAUUUGCUUUCAUUUUCAUUUUCAUCCAGGCAGCGGAUUUUCAUCAAAAUGCGUAACGAUGAUCUGAAACUGAAUCUCUGUGAGCCCGUGUAGUUCAGCUGCCCCUUUGUCGCUUUGUACUCCUGCCCUUGCCUAUAGGUUGCAACGAUGUGCAAACAAGACGUUAAGUAGUCCUUUCCCUUUUUGUACAGACCUUCAGUAAUGAGCACUUUCACUGGGCAAAAGUUCACUCUAGUCCUCCUCUCUAAAUGUAGUCUUCCCUUGAAGCCAGACGCUCCAGAGACUGUGCAAGCCUCUCCAAGGGGUGUUUUAUGCUCAACAUACCGGUCCACUGACCCCUCCAUGGUAACCUUGGAUGUAAAAGUAAAGAACUAAAAUGGUCUCAACCUUAUUUUUCUACUCUGUAGUAUCUAUUUAUUUUGUGACCUUUUGUACUCAAAGCCAGACUCCCGGUGAUGUUUAGACUUCCAAUAGCUCAAAAUGCUAUAAGAAUUAUUGUAACACUGUAAAUAGAGGGGAGACCUUCAUCCAUUAUUCUUUCCUCUUCUCAGUAAUGUUUCCACUUGGCGGAGGCCGUGAUGAAUAAUACAGUAAGAGACUCGGCAGCAUACACACUGAGUUCAGGGUUGGCAGGACGUGUGAGUAAUGCACAGCGCAGCCUGGAAUCCCCAUGAAAACCCACCUCCCAUACAGUGAGCCCACUAUAGAGCUCACAUGACACUGCCACACAAGUCAAACCAUUCUUCAUGAGAGACUCAACACGUCGAGUGACGCUCUUAUUUAUGAAGAAGAGGAAGACGUUGAUGUGAUCUUGGCUUGAGGGCCUUGGAGUUAGACUCCACUCGCUUCAGAUGUUUCAUUCCAGAGCGUUUGAUGUGUGGCGUAUUAGGUGUUGAAUGGGAAGCACAAGAAGGUUUCUGCACACUGUCACGAUUUUCCGAGUUCAAUAUUUUGUGUAUAAAAAUGUGAUUUUCUUACAGUAUGCACGGCCCUUCUGGCUUCUGUCCCUGCACCUUUGACAUUUCUGCUUUUUCACCUCUGCACUGUAUCAGCUUCAAUGGUAAAUUCAUUUUAGGUAGAAUCAGGAAAAAGACAAUGUGUGGCAGCUGAAGUUGUUUCUGUAAAUACGUAUUAAAUAUGGAAAACAUGUUUUUACCUGAUAAUUAUUCAAACUUUUGCAUGUAUACAAUCGACUACUGAAAACUCUAAAGUGUCAGGGUCAUCGGUGUAGUUUGGUUUUUGUACGCUAACCAUUAGCUUAGAUUAGCAUCUCAUUUGAGUUAACCAUGUCCUACAUUAUGAGCCAUACAAGAGUUCUGUCUCAGGGGAAACUGACCUUCGAUCUGUAAAUAUGGCUUGCGAGCCUUUAGUUUGUCGCCUUGUGUGCACAUGGAACGCUCCAGGCGAAAAUAUUGAGCUGAACAGGCUUUUUGUGUAAUAUAAUGGAGAAAAAGAAUGAAAGUCAAGAGAAUAAUGUGUAUACUUCACCAAUGUGGCAUGGAAUUAUGCAGAAAACCAAUCCUGCGUCGUUGAACUGACCCUCUGAUGUGCAGCUGCAGGUUCAUGACCCGCUAGGGGAGUCAUUUCAAAUACGCUCCAUGGACCUUUACACCAUGUGUCACAUUUCAGAGUUUACAAAGACUAGAAGAGCAAACUGAGGGCAAAGAAGCUGAUACGUAUAACUCUGUUAUAUAAAUCCAUCACUCUUGGCCCCACUGAGGUUGAAUGUAAAUGUUUGGAAUCCUGGAUCUUCAGUCACAUGAAUAUUGUGUGUCAGAUUGAGCUUAUUCCAACAUAUUCCAACAACAGCUAUUGAAUGCAGGAAGAAGACUUUGACAGUUGAGCACACACGAGAUGCUACGUGCCAGAUUUAUCCAACCAAAAGAAUCCCCCUAAAUUAAACUCAUCUAAGGUUAUAUUGCUUCUUUCUUUUGAAUUGUUUGUCAAACAGUGACAUGUAACCAGUCUCAUACAUGUUUUCAUCAAGCUCCUUGACUAACUUAGCUUUCUACCAUCUGCCACGUAUUCAAUUGUAAUGGGGAAAAUUAUUUUUUUACCGGCAAAUUUAAAAUAACAAUUUCUAAAACGAUAUUUGGUUUAAGCUUUUACAUGCCUUCCAGACCCCGUGUUUCCAUACUGUUAAGUAUGGCAGAAUACUAAUACGUAGUUUGUAAAAUGCUGUUUGUCCAAAAUACAAGGAUUCAGUCAAAAUGCUGCAAAGGGGUCAAAGUUCAAGGUCCAACGGUCAAAUGAACACAAUGUACUAAAACAAAACUGAAAAAGGAUGUGAUUUGGAGGGCAUUGUGUGUUUUAAACAUCUUUCCCUGUUGCUACACGAUAAAAAGCCCUGCCCCCCCCCCCCCCCCCCCAGAGCAGACAGUGGGAUAGAAACUUUAAGGCCACUUUAUUUAAAGGUAAUAACCAAAACGUCAUAUAUUUAUUUUUCUUGUGGCGUAUUUUUAUUACAUCUCACAAGAUGUUAUGACAAAGUAGUAUGUCCUGAUUAAAUGCAUACUGCAUGCACCGGUGCAUAUUUUCUACAGCUAGAUGCAGUAUUUAUAUGAGAUUGUAAAGAUAAAUGUGACUUUUUAUUGAAUGAUGAACUGUAACUUCAUUUCCAAAUACCUUGAACAAAAUGCAGAGGUCAUGUGACCUCUGCAGCCCCGGUCAGCCCUCUUCACUCAUCUCACAAGUCCUGCUCUGUGCUUUGCCUCUUUUAUGCCCCUUUGAUGUUGACUCCAGGACAAUUUAACUGACCCGGAGUAUCACCUGUUAAGAACAUUUUAAUUGUGACCGUAAUAGCUGGACUUUUCUAUUUCUUGUAUUGGCGGCCCGAUUGACACACUCAAGGCCUCAGGCCGCUCAAACUAGAGCACAGUUGUGUUAUUGAUUGACUGCCACAUGUGACCUUUAGCACGGACGAAUAUUCACACAAACGGACUCGGACUUAGGUGGUAUCUGCCAUUUGAGUCCAGUUGAAAUCACAAGCAAAAGCUAUUUGGUGAGCUUUUAGACGAGUCCUUUUGCAGAGUCUUUGUCCUUUGAUGUCUGACGAUACCAAACUGCUCCAAACGUCCACGUGCUCUUGUUGUGGCAGGAACCCCUGACCCCACCAGGGAGCUAUUCUUAGCCAAACAUCCCCUCGUUGUUUGCACAAGAGGAAAAAGGGGAAUUGUGGGUAUAGAUAACAAGAAGCGUGGUGCUGCCACUCUCUCGCGUCUCGGUGCUACAUGUUAAAAUGAAAAGAAAAACAGCUCAAGAAGUUCUGCCGUGCGCGUGCACCACCGGGGUCGCAGGGCAGACCACCCACCCAAAUCUAACACCUGGCCCCUCAUAUUUUUCUUUGGUUCAACUAAAGGCGUCUGGCAAUCUGUUCUAGCGUGUUAGGUUCAUCAUUUAGGUAUAAAUCUAAUAUCUGUGCAGCUUGUUCACAGUGACAUGCGAGCACUGAAUUACAGUUCAGAAUGUCUUUGGGCUGCUGCAGAAAUGCUAUUCAUGUUUCUUUAAUUUCACUUUAGAAGGUUUAAUUUCACUGUUGUGACAUGUUUGUUCAUUUAAAGUUCAUGUAAAGCCAUAUUCAAUAAAAAGCUGCAGGAAGUGACUUUGGAGAGCAACAUGGCCAUUCCAUUGGUCUGUUGGAGUUUGUUUGAUGCCUCGUUGGUUACUUCAUGGAUCAAAAUCAGUUUUACAUUUUCAGUGAGAUUGAUGCUAGGAUGGAUUUCCAGUUUUCUGAAAGGUGAUUAUAGCUGAUAUUAAGCAUUGGUACGUGGAGUUCUGCAUUGUUUUGAUGAAGAAAAUAACUCUUGAUGUAGGAGGAGCAGAUGUAAAAUACAGUAUGUUUGCAUUUGUAACACAGGAUGAAACCUAGUAUGUGUGGCUACUUAAAUACAUGGUCCAUCUCUCUAUAAUGAGGUGUUCAAUCAACUGUAAAACAUUAUUUUUUGUCUUGAAUAAAAGUUUAUUGUGGUUCAAAUGAAAAGAGCUCUUCAUAUUUUAUGGUCAGUAUAAAAAAAAGAUAUCUGCAAUAGAGAUUACUCAAGCAUGAAGUUGGUGUCAAACAGUGCAGUCAAGCGUUACGGUUUUAUUUUCCUCUACUCGCUGAAGGGGCCACACGGACUUCAACAUACAUGAGAGAAUAAUGAGUUACAGAGAGUUCAGACAUUCACAGCCAAGUGUACGUUGUACCCACAGUUCUAUUUGCAGUGUCUAUGACUGACGGUGAUCUAUUAGC
Pungitius pungitius (ninespine stickleback) is the source of this 9334-nucleotide messenger RNA. RefSeq names its product solute carrier family 4 member 3 (gene slc4a3). The record is from RefSeq and is a predicted model, not a curated record. Bases 569 to 4747 code for a protein of 1392 amino acids. Gene Ontology annotation, biological process: transmembrane transport; regulation of intracellular pH; monoatomic anion transport. Gene Ontology annotation, molecular function: monoatomic anion transmembrane transporter activity; solute:inorganic anion antiporter activity. Gene Ontology annotation, cellular component: plasma membrane. The transcript is spliced from 23 exons. Lineage: Eukaryota; Metazoa; Chordata; Actinopteri; Perciformes; Gasterosteidae.